CUCAUUUACCUGGCAGGGGGUGAACUGUUUUACAAAUGCUUGACAAUAAAAUAGUAAAGUUAUACCUAAAAAGAGAAUUGUUAACAGAAUGACUGCGACAGAUGAAACAUAUUUGUGGAGAGAGAAGAUUGAGGAGAAGCUCAAACGGGAUCAAGAUCUGCUGACAUUCGUUAGCGACAGCCUCAAAAGAAGUGAUCAGCUGACUAAAGGCAUGGUGUCCAUUCUCUCGUCGUUGGAGGGCCGUUUGGAGCACCUGGAGAACUCGGUCAUUCCCAUGCACGACAGCACACAGAACCUACUGCAGCUGAAGGGGACAACGCAGAAGACAUUAUUCUACCUGGACGAUGCCAUCAGCCAUUACCAAGCCGUCCGAGACACAGACAAGGUCAUCAUACAGGGGCCUACAGGAAGACUUUCUGACUAUCUAGCCUGUGUUCACCGACUCAAGAAAGCAGAGGAGUACUUUCAACAGGAAGACCCGGACGGGCCUGAACUGAAUAUGCUGAGAGGUCGUUUAGAGAGUGCCAAGUCACAGCUGGAGUCCGAGUUCCAAGUCCUGUUGGGGCGCUACAGCAAGCCAGUGCAGACAGUCAGAAUCCUGGAUGUCCUGGACAAAAAGUCACUGAAUGGGUCUGCAGGCGGAGUGGAGGAGGUACAACUCAUACCCCAAACUAGGCUUCAGGACAUCAUCUCCAUCUCCACCUGGCUGAUAGGUAAGGUAGUGGUGCUGCCCAUCUCCACCUGGCUGAUACUGCAGAGUGCAGCAAAUGUUAAUGAUGUCAGUGUUAAUCCAGAUGAGGAUGCUAAUGAUGUCAGUGUUAAUCCAGAUGAGGAUGCUAAUGAUGUCAGUAUUAAUCCAGGUGAGGAUGCUAAUGAUGUCAGUGUUAAUCCAGGUGAGGAUGCAGCUCUGACAGCUAAGAGGAGAGUCUCUGCCAGCAAAUUCAAAACACGGUCACUGGAAAGAAACCCAUCCCACCACUCUCUGGGAAAACUGGAGCCCAGCAGCUUUUUCACCAAUAAGUCCUACUGCUCCAAACUUAAAACACAGUCUCUAGGCAGAAAGCCAUCAAUAGAAAACAAGCCAUCAAUGGACUCUCUUGGAAAACUGAAAGCAAACAGCCUGUUCACCAAGAUGAUCGGCCUGAAGUCAUUUGGUAAAUUCAAAACGCUGUCCCUGGACAGAAAGCCAUCACUAGACAAGAAUCCAUCACUAGACUCCCUUGGAAAACUGGAAUCCAGUAGCUCUUUCACCAAGGUAUCCACCUCAAAGCCGUGCAGCAGACUGAAUAUUCCCGAUAUUAGACAACCAUCUUUGGAGUCCAUCCCAUUUCUGCCUAGAGACUCCACCUCCCAUACCUUCCCAUCUUGCAAACCCAAGCCCCCAGCUUCCACCUCCUACAUCCUGCCAUACUUCAGACCCAAGCCCAGCUCAGCCUUUGACCUCAAGGCCCACUAUGCCAUGGUGCGCUCCAAUCAGUUGGACUGCUCCAUGAAGGGUUUGAAGGACCACAAGAGUAGGAACCUCCUCUACCCGGUGUUGCAGAGCAGGCGUGUGGAUUCUGCCGUCAAGAAGAACAAAAAAACAGGGCGGGACAGCAUAUUACACAUUGAGAUUGAGACCUACAUGGCCUGCAUCACAGCCUUCUUGUCCCUGGCCAAGAGUGAAUACACCAUGGUGUCCAAAGUCUUCCCUCUGAACUGCUCCAAUACCUUUGAAACUCUCAUCCAGGUGGCUCUGAUCCAGAAUGGGGAGAACAUCGUGUCCUCUGUCAGACGAGCCUGUUCACGUCACGACUACACAGCCCUUGUCGCCAUGUUACCUGUCCUGGGCCGUCUCCUGGAGGAGGACAAAGAGUUUAACACGUUACUAAAGUGCACAACAAGCGGCACCUUGGCCAAGUUUUCCAAACUCGUUACAUCUAUGAAGACCCUGGCAGCCAGAGCACUGACGGACUUUUCUGCUCACGUCAAGAACAACCCUGAUAGGGAGAGUAUGUCCAAGGAUGGAACGGUGCAUGAAUUCAACAGCAAUACAAUUCUAUUCCUGCAGCAGUUGCUGUCCUUUGCAGAUGCUGUUCGGUCCAUCCUUUAUCCUCAUGAUGUAGACAGUGACACAGUAACUAUGGAGGUGUCCAGUAGUGUUCAGGUGGACGUUCAACAUGACACUGAUGCAGAUGAAUCAGAAGAACAGCCAUCAGACAGUCAGGAGUCCAAGGGGAAUGACAAUCAGAGAGCACUGAGUCCUUAUGUCUGUAAAGUGCUGGAGCAUCUCCAGUACAACCUACAGAGUAAGGCCAAGGUGUACGAGGACCACGCUCUCGGGGCCAUCUUCCUCCUCAACAACUACAACUACAUCCUCAAGUCAAUGAAGAAGUCAUCUCUGUUUGAAGUGGUUAAAACCAGCGGCAGGGAUCCGGAGGUUGAGUACGGGGAACUGAUUGAGCAACAGAAGCAGGUGUACCAGCACAGUUGGUUGAAGGUGACCGAGUGCCUGACUGAAAAGAAUCUGCCCACCUUUAAGCCAGGUGACAAGUUGAAAGAAAAAGACUGUCAGGUGAUUAAAGACAAGUUCAAGAGCUUCAACGAGGGCCUGGAGGAACUGUAUAAGGCUCAGAAAGCGUGGGCCAUCCCAGACAGAGAGCAGCGCCAGGCCAUCUGUCAGGCCCAGAGAGAGAUGGUGUCCAAGGCCUACACAGCCUUUCUGCUGAGAUGUGACCAUGAUUUCUCCAAACACCCUGAGAGAUACCACAAAUACAGCCCAGCGCAGGUGGAGGAGAUGAUUGAGAGACUAUUUGAUAUCUCAGCCUGAGGUUGAGAACCUGCUUAGUUAGGAGAUAAUAUAAGGCCUUCACACUGCCUCUAUAGCAAAUAACACACUAUUAAUUUGUUUCCACACUACUAAUACUACAGCUUCAGUCUCCAUUACAUGUAUUCAUUAGAGUUCUAGGCCUCUAUUCUGGGGGAUUAUAGCACUACAGUCCCCAUUACAUGUAUUCAUUAGAGUUCUAGGCCUCUAUUCUGGGGGAUUAUAGCACUACAGUCCCCAUUACAUGUAUUCAUUAGAGUUCUAGGCCUCUAUUCUGGGGGAUUAUAGCACUACAGUCCCCAUUACAUGUAUUCAGAGUUCUAGGCCUCUAUUCUGGGGGAUUAUAGCACUUCAGUCCCCAUUACAUGUAUUCAUUAGCGUUCUAGGCCUCUAUUCUGGGGGAUUAUAUCACUACAGUCCCCAUUACAUGUAUUCAUUAGAGUUCUAGGCCUCUAUUCUGGGGGAUUAUAUUACUACAGUCCCCAUUACAUGUAUGCAUUAGAGUUCUAGGCCUCUAUUCUGGGGGAUUAUAGCACUACAGUCCCCAUUACAUGUAUUCAUUAGAGCCCUAAUUGCUAAAUGUAUUAUUACACAUAUGACUGGCUAGUUCUAAACAUGUUUAAAUAAAUAUUGUUAAAGCCCUA
Messenger RNA from Oncorhynchus tshawytscha (Chinook salmon), 3450 nucleotides. Its product is annotated as exocyst complex component 7-like. Gene Ontology annotation, molecular function: phosphatidylinositol-4,5-bisphosphate binding. Bases 89 to 2809 code for a protein of 906 amino acids. Gene Ontology annotation, cellular component: exocyst. Gene Ontology annotation, biological process: exocytosis. The record is from RefSeq and is a predicted model, not a curated record. The transcript has 19 exons. Lineage: Eukaryota; Metazoa; Chordata; Actinopteri; Salmoniformes; Salmonidae.